This is a messenger RNA of Oncorhynchus kisutch (coho salmon), 6865 nucleotides long. Its product is annotated as ANTXR cell adhesion molecule 1. The record is from RefSeq and is a predicted model, not a curated record. Gene Ontology annotation, molecular function: transmembrane signaling receptor activity. The transcript has 18 exons. NCBI's taxonomy places the organism in Eukaryota, Metazoa, Chordata, Actinopteri, Salmoniformes, Salmonidae. Gene Ontology annotation, cellular component: cell surface; plasma membrane. The coding region runs from base 37 to 1659 and encodes 540 amino acids.
UAGAGAUCCGGUAGCCUAUUUAAAAUAUUUGAAAGGAUGGGUUGGCUACAGUAUUGCUCUGCGAUAGUAGCCUAUUUAAAUUCAGAGCCUCUACCAAGAUCUGGGAGUGUGCAGCACCACUGGAUUGAAAUCUAUCACUUUGUGGAACAUCUGGCUCAUAAGUUCAUAAGUCCACAGCUGCGCAUGUCCUUCAUUGUGUUCUCCACUGAGGGAAGGAUUUUGAUGCGGCUCACAGAAGACAGGGAGCAGAUUCGCAAAGGUCUGGAGGAGCUCCAGAAGGUACUUCCAGGUGGAGACACCUUUAUGCACGAGGGCAUCCAGAGGGCCAGUGAGCAGAUAUAUUAUGGAAACUCAGAAGGAUACCGUACUGCCAGUGUCAUCAUAGCUCUCACAGAUGGAGAGUUGCAUGAGGACCUCUUCUACUAUGCUGAGAGAGAGGCCAACCGCUCGCGGAGUCUGGGUGCCUCCGUAUACUGUGUGGGGGUGAAGGACUUUAAUGAGACACAGCUGGCAAAGAUUGCUGAUAGCAAGGACCAUGUAUUCCCAGUGAACGAUGGCUUUGAAGCACUGCAGGGGGUCAUUGAUUCGAUAUUAAAGAAGUCCUGUAUUGAGAUCCUGGCGGCUGAGCCCUCCAGUAUCUGUGCAGGAGAAACGUUCCAGGUGGUGGUGAGAGGAAACGGCUUCCUCCAUGCUCGGAAUGUCCAUAAGGUCCUGUGCAGUUUCCGAAUCAACGACACACUCACCAAGAGUGUGAAGCCAUUAAUAGUGGAAGAUACAUAUCUCCUCUGUCCUGCACCCAUUCUCCAGGAAGAGGGAAUGGCAGCCAACCUCUAUGUCAGCAUGAAUGAAGGUCUCAGUUUUAUCUCCAGUUCAGUCACCAUUACAACAGUGGGCUGUUCUGAUGGAACCAUCCUGGCCAUCGCCCUGCUCAUCCUCAUGCUGCUUUUAAUCCUCAUGAUUCUCUGGUGGUUCUGGCCUCUUUGCUGCACUGUGAUUAUCCAUGAGCCCCCACCAGCGGUAGUGGAAGACAGUUCGGAUGAGGAAGAAGAUGGGAUGCCUAAGAAGAAGUGGCCCACGGUCGAUGCCUCCUACUAUGGGGGCAGAGGUGUGGGUGGAAUCAAAAGGAUGGAGGUGCGUUGGGGUGAGAAAGGCUCUACUGAGGAGGGAGCCAAACUGGAGAAGGCAAAGAAUGCCAGGGUGAAAAUGCCUGAGCAGGAGUUCAUACAGUCCCCCACCCGCAUUCUCAAUAAUGGCAUGCGCAAGCCUCCAGGCCCUCACAAGUGGUACUCACCAAUCAAGGGCAAAUUGGACGCUCUGUGGGUGUUGCUGUCGAAAGGCUAUGACCGCGUGUCUGUGUUGAGGCCACACCCAGGAGACAAGAUCCGAUUUUACUGGGAUUACUACGCAUGUGGACAGACAGCUGGAUCACGCGAACAUUUUCCGGGAACUCAGCCAGCUCAGGGAGUGUGCCAAGCAUGUGGACAGCUAAACAAACCAACCGCCACUUCCCCCUCGCCAGCUGGGCUCAUAACGUCAGAGUAUGAAUAUAAAAUGUUCAUAUCUUCGGCUGUGAGUGAUGGGGGGGGGGGGGGGGGGGGCGGCAUCAGCGACAAUCAUUUUAAUAAUUCAAUGCAUGUGAUGACUAAAGUCUCUUGUUAGGAAUUUUCUAAUUUGGCUUCUUUAUGGGGCCGUCUAUGGGAAUUGUCUUGCUGGGCCGUAGGUUAGUUAACUAUCCUCUGGUAAUUCGAAAGCGUGCUUCCAGACCGGAAUCCUGGGCCUUGAUGCGAUGCAGCCCAUGCAAAAACAGGAAGUCUCUAGUGUAAACACACAGGGUUUUAUUUAAUAAAAGGUGUUGAUGUCAACGGACAUCGACCUCAGAUGUUUUUAACAGAAGGUAAAUUAAAUAUAACCCCUCUUGACAACUCCUCCUCCCAGACUGACUGACCUCUAAUGUUCAGAGCCUGUCCUUGGAGAGUUACAGGCUUGUGAUAAGAGCUGUGGUCCGGUGUGACUGGGCUGGGGGCUGGGAGGGAGAACAGAGAGGAAUAUAGAUUCUGUAGACUCUACUUCCUCCUUCACUUAAACCUAAAUUAAUGUUUAGCUAUUCAGGGUGGAUGGAACUGAAGUGCAUUGUCAGCAAAGUUCUUCAAUCAUGUCAUCCGGCACAAACAAUGGGCACAAACAAUGAUUUCUGCAAAGAUAUUUGCAUUUUCCAAAGAUUUUGGCAAUAUUGUGCAAUGUGGCUGAUUUAUAAGUUUUCUUCCGUGUAUAUAACGCCAUGUGGGUUAUUGUGUGACUUGUUGAUGAGUGUGAGGAUAUUACAGUACACUCUUAGAAAAAAAGGUGCUAUCUAGAACCAAAAAGAACCCCUUUUUUGUUCCAUGUAGAACCCUUUUGGGUUCCCUUUCCACAGAGGUUUCUACAUGGAACAAAAAAGAGUUAUCCUAUGGGGACAGCCACAGAACCCUUUUGGAACCCUUUUUUCUAAGAGUGUAAGGUACCCAGCAGGGUGAGGGUAAGCACUGGGGCAAUGCAGGGAGCACAUGAAAGGUUUUGGACACUGACUGCAAACAAAGACUAAUGCAGUCUUCUUAGGUAGAACUGUUUACUGCAGCUCCAUUGGCCUGCACUCUCCACCGUAAGAUGGUGACGAGAGACAGUGGAAAUGACACAGAGACAUCAGAAAAUGUGGAACAUUGUCAUGACUCAUGACAUUGCCUUCAGCAAAGUAUAGCACACAAGAGAAAAAAGCUACAAAAUAAAAAUGACACUAUAUUGCCUAUCACACUAUAGAUGACUGCUGGCUUUAAUCACCACUAAGCCUUUCAUAAUUAACAGUAGGAGUUCAACCUUCAGAAAGCUGUUACUUAGUACACAGGAAGCUAGGCUGAGAGCUCUAGUUUUCUUGUUUACUCAGUGAACAAGGCUGCUCUGGUUGCAAUUAAGAUCUCAAGUCAAGGCAUUUGUUUUUAGUUCCCCUCAAAUCAAUGCAUCUGCGAGGGACAGAAUCUGGUCAGGACACAAGCAAUACUGCCUCUGGACAUUACCUACUCAGUCCCAUGCCCUUUAUCCAAUUUUCCAGUCGGGAGAGAGCUGAGCCCAAUUAGAGACAAGGAAAACAUUGAUGUGGUGACAUUAGGGUUGCAAAGCUACUGGUCAUUUAUCAAACUUACCAGAAUCUUCAGUAAUUUUGCCAUUGAUUUCUUGUUAAUUACCAAUCUUUAAAAAAAAAAUGUAUCCAUAUAUAGUAUUCAUUUUUAUAUCGGUGUCAAUGUUGUUCAUGAGUUUCUAGCAGAUGGACCAUAUAUUCAAGAGAAAAUUGCCAAAUUAAUUAAAUAAUCAAUGGCAAUAUUUUCAAUGAACUCUUUCAACUAUUGACUUUUUCGACAAAUGCCACCAGUGUGACGCAUAUUGACAUGGUGCAUGUGCAUUUCUAAAGUAUAUUUCAUGCUUAAACCCUCAUAUCAAACACCAAUGGUAUCCACUAAGUUGCUGGUUUAUAUUUAGGAUCAUGUUUUACGUCUUUGUCAUGCCUAUUAUUUUAAAAUCAUCUUAUUUAAUCUUCCAUGUGAUAAGGCCGCACAGACGGCCAGAGAUAAUUAUAGACACCUGUGAUAAUCUGCUGUACUCAAGGGCCACUAAAAGUGUGUGCAAGAUGGCAAUCGGCAAAUUUAGCAUGGUGGCAGCACUUUUCAUUUGUUUGUUUUAAACAUCACUGGAAAUAAUUGCAUCUGCAUCUAGAUGAAAGAAUGGUAAAUUCUCAGCAACUUCUCAGUCCUGCUAACACUUUUGAUGGCAUCCAGCACUUCGGAUAUGGAAGGAAUGUUAUAUACCAAACUUUCAAUAGACCAUGGCACAAACCAAAACGAUCAUCCAAGGCCAGUAAGAAAUCACAAAUUAAUUGUGGAGAUCUUAUAAUAACUCUAUGCCUUCUCCUAUUGAGUGAUAUCCAUCAAUGCCCUCCACCUCAGUUUAUCACAAACACCAUUAAACGGCCUAUGCACCUCCUGCAAACGUUGGGUUAAGACUAACUGCAAAGCUUUGGUAUGUUUGGAAUGCGUGCAGUUGAUUAAUCUAAAAUGCAGCCGUCCUAGUUUUGGGCAUGGGGUCAAUGAAACUUACCUUCGCUGUCGGUGUGCUGUACCGCGGGGGUGUGUGAGCAUUGAAGGUGGAGUGGGACCAGAGGACUCACCUAGGAUGGAGAGCGCACCAGAGGAGGGGGGCUCCACAGCAGCGCACAGGCCACCAGAGGCGGGGGACGUGGUGGUGAGGACGACAGAGCAGCGGUAGGUGAGCUGGCAAUGCGUGCACCUGGGGAGGGGUGCUCCAUAGCAGCAGAGGCAGUGCAGCGGGAGGCGGUUACAAGUGGAUCGGGAAUUCAGCGAGGUUUACAUUUAAACGUCAGAAGCCUACUACCGAAAAUUGAUGAGAUAUGCCUGUUGGUUCGCAAAUCAGAGGUGGGUGACUUAUGUUUUACAGAGACGGUGGGAUUCAUCUGUUCGUGACUCAGAAAUUGAGAUGGGCAAUUACUCUGUCAGGAAGGAUCAGAAUCAGAACGGUGGGGGUUUAUUUGCCUUUGUAAGCUCGAAUAUUGCUUAUAAAGUCAGUUUGGAUUUAAUCGAUGAUGUGGACAUUGUCUGGCUGGAUGUCUGAUUUCCCAAUAACAAGACGAUUUUUGUUGGGUGUGUUACGGCCUGCCAAUCAGAAUGCAUUCUAUUAAGGUCUCUAAAUUGUCAAACUGUAGUGAUUCCCUGGUGAAGGAAAUCAUUUUGUUAGGGGAUUUCAAUACUGAUGUCUGCAAAAUAGAUAGCCCAACCUGGAUAGCCCAACCUGGAUAGCCCAACCUGGAUGACUAUAUUUAUGCACUUCUGUAUAUCAUUUGCUCUGACCCAAAUGAUAAAAGAUCCCACCAGGGUAUGUGAAACAGUGCAAAGUAUGAUUGACUUAAUAUUGAUGUCUGAUAAAUCCAACAUUUUUCAGAGUAAUAGUAAUAUAUAUUUUUAUUACAAUUUGCCCAAGGAGAGUUUUUAAAUAUAUAUUUAGGUGUCACUAAACUGUUAGACAACAGUGUUGAAAUGUUUAGGGAGCAAGUGGGUAAACUUGACUGGUCACCUGUGUGGGAUAGUGUAGGGGUAGACAGUGCCCGGGAAGCGAAAUGUAGAUUCCUUGAUGUGGUGAAUGUGAUGGCUCCCCUAAGACGGGUCAGGGUAAAGCAGAGCGAGCCCUUGGUUUAAUCAUGACAUUCUAGACUCAAGAGCAGCCUGAUUUUUCUCCUAUAUAAAAGUCAUAAAUGAAGCACAGAGAAGGAUGGAUGAAGCUAAGUGGGGUUACUUUGCUGAUUUUUAAAAUCAUUGAGAGCAAAAAUUACCCUAAAAAGCUUUGGAAAUCAUUUUAAGGAACUAUGGUGUAGUAGUUAUACCAAAAACAAACUAAACAGUAUUGAACUGAACAUCAGGGGGAAAUGUUUAUUUUAUUUAUUUGAACUUCUGUUGCCAGUAAGCUGGUAAGCAAGCUGCCCACCAGUUCUGGUUUGUAUGGAAACAAUCAAGUCAAUAAGUAUUAUGCAGAGCCAAACGUUCUCUUUUGUAAAGGUAGCAACAGCUAAAAUAGCCAGUACACUAGCGAAGCUUAAAUGCUCAAAAACCACAGGCCUGGAUAAUAUUCCUGUGAGGUUUCUUAGAGAUUCUGCUGAGAUUAUUACCUAUAUUGUUAAUCUUUCUGUUGAACAAGGCAUCUUUCCCAGGGACGAAACAAGCUAAAGUUAUACCUCUGUAUAAGGUCUGACCCUGGGAAUUAUAGGCCUGUAUCUAUCCUCGGUAUACCAGCAAAAAUCCUGGAGAGACUUGUACAUAAGCAAAUUUAUGAAUAUGUCAACCAAGUCUAAUGUAUGAUUUUCAGUCAGGGUUCAGAGAAACAUACUCUACUUAUUCACAUUUACUUGACUGACUUCAUCAGGAAAGAGAUUGAUGAGGGAAAUCUGUGUGGAAUGGUACUGCUUGACCAACAGAAGGCCUUUGAUACAGUUAACCACUGUCUCCUAAUCUCCAAACUAGAGGCACUAGGGUUAAGCAGUAUCCCUAUAGGCUAGGUAAAGUCCUAUUUGUCAGGUAGGGAGCAAGUGGAAGAGGUUAAUGGUUCACUGUCUCUGACAAAACCAAUGAGUUUUGGCAUUCCGCAAGGGAGCGUGCUUGGGCCUCUACUGUUAUAAACGAUAUGAACUUUGCUUGUUCUUGCCGUCUUUUCCUUUAUGCGGAUGACUAUACAUUUAUGUUGUCUCAUAAAAGUAAAAAUAUGUUGGAGAGCAUACUUAGCACAGAGCUUACUAACAUUAGCAAAUGGCUUAGAGAUGAUACGCUGCACUUAAGUAAAACUGACGGAAUUAUUUUUGGGUCCAGACCUAAAUUGUGUAGGUCCUCUGAAAUCAGAGUGGAGUUAGGGGGUGAGGUGCUGACUACUAAAAUCUCUGUUAGCUACCUGGGAUGCAUCCUUGAUGUAAGCCUGGGUGGUGUGAAAAUGGCCACUAAAGUGCUAGGGAAGGUUAAGGCGGCCAGGACUGCGUUUUUGGCUAAAAAGUCCUAGUGGCUUGACAAGGACUCCAUGAAUGUUAGCCACUGCCCUCAUUCAAUGCCAUUUUGACUACGCUAGUACUUCCUGGUUUGGGGGCUUAUCUAAGCUUCUGAAGGGGAAGCUUCAGAUUGCCCAGAACAAGCUGAUCAGGGUAGUACUGAAAGUGAGUCCAUGGACUGGGUUUGGUUUACAGGAGUAUUUAUGGUUCUGCGCCCAGAUGUCUAACUGCCAAAGUUACGUCAUUUCCGGUCACAACUUGCAGACUUGUUUUCGAGUUGCUGUGCGUUUUGUUGCCAAC